AUGGCUCCUAGCACUGUGGAGGGGGUGCGAGACGUUGAUGUGCUCAAGCCAGGAGAUAUCUUGAAGCAAAUAGACGGCGACAACGAAAGGGGAACUUCGGGCGACUUCGAGGUCGUCGAGAAGGCGGAGGGAACCUCGACCAACGGUGCCUCAGGCGAAAUGAUUACCGACGAGACCGUUGUGCAGCUUCAGGAGCUGCUCAAGAAUGCCUUCUUAGGCGGUGCUGUGUUCGAGUCGUGGGUGGGCCAGGCGAGCAAGCUGCUGGCUGCAGGCUAUAUCAGCUAUGAGGCCGGCGGCCCCAAGGAGGCCUAUUUCUCCAAGGAAUCACAGCAAUCGCUCCACGAUGUCCAGCAGAAGCGCAUUGCGCUGCUGACUAAGAUUGUGGAGAAGCGCAUCCAGCCAUUCGUGGAUGGGGACAGGGAGGGCUUCAAGAAGGAGAUCCAGCGCGAAGCCGACAAGCUCGCAUCGACCCCCUUUGGCGUCCCUCUCAUGCACAUCAUCGCGUAUGGGUAUGCGCGUGCGGCCAAACCCAUGUUAGGCUAUGCCAUUGCAGAGUUCUUUACGCGACUGGGCCACAAAGUCACAGGCUCGGCGUCAGGGCUCGUGGCCAAGGCUUCUCUGGCGCUCAUGGGCCGCGAUGUGAGCAAGGCGGGGUCCGGGCCGGGUGGCCAGAUGACACUGGCAGAGAGCCUCGAGUACCUUGAAGACCGCAUGGGCUGGGCUAUUUCCCACAUCUGGCACCUGGUGACGCAGGACAUUGAGAACACUCUGAAUGACGUGGGUUCCAAGGUGGUCCAUGACAAGGGUGUGGAUGACCUUGUGCAGCACCGCCGUGCAGAGGCCCUCUAUGAGAUCUCCCAGAUCUUCGGGAGCACCGAGCGCAAGUAUGAGGAAGUCAUGGAGGCAUCAAAGCAUGCGAAGGCAUCAGGCACCACAGGCGCUGCCGGGAAGUCAGCUGGCAUCGAUGUGGACGCCAAGCAGGCUGGGGGCCAGGCCGGCGAGGCAGCCGGGCAGGCCUACGGGCAGGCGCAGGAGGCCGUGGGUAAAGCCAGGCAGGAGGGCAAGAAGCGUGUUGGGCCAGCAGGCGACGCUGCAAAGCAGGGAGUGGAUCAGGGGCAGCAGGGAUUCGAGCAGGGCGCCGACCAGGCCGCCCAGACCGCUGCACAGCAGGUAAGGGACAAUGCGGAGCCGGCAGCGCAGGCAGCGGCCGACCAGGCGCUGCGCCCGGCUGGAAAAGCCGUCGCCAAAAACGCGGAGCCUGCCGCCAAGCAGGUCACAGACGGCGCGCUGCGUCCGGCCGGCAAGGCCGUGGCCGACAAGGCUGUGGAGCCAGCAGUGAAGGACGCUGCCUCCCAGGUUGAGCCGGCGACUAAGGAGGUGACUGAUGGCACCAUCCGCCCGGCGGGUGACUACAUCGCCAAGAAUGCUGUCCCUGCCACCAAGGCCCUCGGUGAGGAGCGCAUCCAGCCAGCAGUGGACAAGGUGGCGUCCCAGGUGGAGCCAGCAGCAAAGGACAUCACUCAGGGCGUCAUCCGUCCCGGCGGCGAGAAACUUUCCAAAAACGCUGUACCUGUCACAGAAGAGAUCACUCGCGGACGCAUCGAGCCGGCAGUCGACCAGGUGGCGGCUCAGGCGAAGCCGAUUGCAAAGGACAUCACAGACGGCGUCAUCCGUCCGGGGGCGACCCAGGUGCGGCAGACGGCGGAGCGCUUGGGCGAUGAUGACCACAGGCAGCGCGUGCAGGCAGCAACCCAGAAGCUGGCCGAGCAGGCGGAGCCCAUUGCCAAGGACAUCACCAGGGGCGUGAUCCAGCCGGGCGCUGAGCUUCUCGCACAGAACGCAGUCCCUGUCACCGAGCAGGUGUUGGAGGAGAUUGUGAAGCCGGCAGGCAAGGACGCAGCGGGCCUGCCGAGCGAGAUGGUGCAGAACCUGUCCAAGGACGUGGUGUCCCCUCUGGCGCAUGACAUCGCUGAGAACGCACGCCCCCAGACCGAGGAAUUCAUCGAGAAGGUGCUCAAGCCCGCGGUGGCGGACCUGACCGCCACCAUGCAGUCCCAGGCCGAGGAGAUUGCCGAGAAGGGAGGCAAGCUGGCGGAGGGUCUCCCGCGCGCGUUGCGCCGCGCGGUGCGUCUGAACCGCGUCCCGGACGACCUGAAGCCCGACCUGCUCUUCCUGGCGCAGCUUCUGGACCCCCUGGUCGCCUCUGCAAAGGCGGCUGCUCCCGAUCUGCCGGCCAAGGCGCGCGCGGCCGCGAAGAAGAUCCACGAGAACGAGGCGCAGGCCUACGAGGAGCUGGAGAAGGCAGCAGACAAGGUUGCUGAGAACGCAGAGCCCAUGGCGCAGAAGGCCACCGAUGCAGUGCUCGAGCAGACCGACAAGAUCGCGGCCAAGGGAGGCGAGGCAGGUGAUGCGGUGGCAGAGAGGGCAACAGAAAUUGCUCAACAGGUCGCAGAUCAGGCAGAGCCCAAGGCGGCAGAUCUGAAUCGAAAGAUCGAGGCUAAGGCCGCUGACAUCAGCGCCAAUGCAGAGUCCUUCUCCCGUGACGUGGCCACUGAGUACCAGAAGACCGCCAAGAAUGUGGCAAAGCACGCGGAGCCGGCGGCCGAUGAGGUGUCACAGAACAUUGAGGAGGGAGCCAGCAAGUUUGCAGAGCGCGCCGGGCCUGCCACAAGAGAGAUCACAGAUCGCGCAGUGGACGCUGCUAAGGAUGUGGCCAAGAACGCAAAGCCCACUGCUGACAAGCUGUCCAGCGACAUUGAGGCCAAGGCCAAGCAGGUUGCCAAGGAGGCACCCGAGCAAACAAAGCAGGCGCGGGCAUCUGCCGAGAAGCAGGCGCAGAAGGUUGCUGACAAGGCCAAGCCCACAGCCGAGGACGCCUCAAAGACCCUUGAGGACACUGCCCGCAAUGUUGCAAAGAAUGCACCGCGCAAGGCAGAGGAGGCUUCAGAGAAGGCUGAGAAUGUGGCAAAGGACGUGGCUGACAAGGCCAAGUCGACCACAGAAGAUGCCUCCAAGAAGAUCGAGGGCGCUGCCAAGGAGGCUGCUGACAAGGCAGAGCCUGCUGCAGAGGAUGCCUCCAAGGCUCUCCAAGACAAGGCCAGGGAGGCUAAGGAGAAGGCAGGUCCCACUGCACAAAAGGCGGCUGACAAUGCGAAGGGCAAGUCCAAGGACUAUGCUGCUGCUCUGAAGGGCAAUGUUGACACUGGCACCAAGAAGGCCAAGGACACCCUCUCCGCAGGUGAGGAGUGA
Molecule: messenger RNA, 3249 nt
Organism: Coccomyxa subellipsoidea C-169
Lineage: Eukaryota; Viridiplantae; Chlorophyta; Trebouxiophyceae; Coccomyxaceae
Exons: 23
Coding region: 1-3249 (1082 amino acids)
Biological process (GO): lipid transport; lipoprotein metabolic process
Cellular component (GO): extracellular region
Molecular function (GO): lipid binding
Source: RefSeq, a predicted model, not a curated record